AAUUUUUAGUGUCAUUCGCCACCGUCGUUAAUAUUUUUCAGCGCGGUUCUCUGUUUGUUAGUCGGUCCGAGUAUUUUUCGAGUUUUAUAUCGUUAUUAUUAAUAAUUAAUAAAAUACUGUGUUAAAAAUGUCUCCACUUACCUCCCUACGAGAUCCACAUUUCGAUUACAAAAUAAAACGUUUCUACAAUUGUGUUCUGGCCCAAACUAUAUCGAGCUCUGGCAAGUUUUUGUUUGCCGGUAAUAGAGAUGGUGACAUCUUUGUACAAAAAUUAAACAAUCUACAAGAUUCCGAAGAACCUCAUGAACCUCUAAAGAUCUACAGUCAAGGUGAUGAAGUGGAAAUAAAUUGUUUAUGUUUCCAUCGUGAUUUUCUGAUAGUCGGCUCCAUUGGUGUAGUUUAUGGUCUCAAGUGGUUGGAGGAAAAAGGUGAGCUGGUGAAUAAAAGAUCUUGGGAAAUAAAAAUACCCAUAGAGGCAGAUGCUAUCGAGGUGCCCGAUGUCAAUUACAUGUGGUUGAGACCGGACACGGAUUUCUUGUUUGUGGGCUGUGGUGACAAUGUCAUUUACGAAAUUACUUUGGAAGAUGGACGCAUAGUAAGAGACUUUAAAGGUCAUGACGAUUAUAUACAUGGUGUUUGUGGUUUUGGCGACAAUAAGCUAUAUUCUGCCUCCGAAGAUGGUUCAGUGCGUUUUUGGGCCACAAAUGAAAAAGAAAGUGUUGGCCUUAUAAAACCCUAUGAAAAGGAGAAUUUAUGUCGUCCUGAAAUGGGCAAAUGGCAAGGAGCUUUAGCUGUUAACCAAGACUGGUUGGUAUGUGGUGGUGGUCCCAAAUUAUCAUUAUGGCAUUUACGUACUAUGGAAUGUACAAAUGACUUUCCUUUUCCGGGAAAAGUUCAUGUAUGUGACUUUGUGGAGGAUAUGAUUUUCGUGGGUGGAGAAAAUACCAAUGCUCAAUUUUAUGCCAUGAAUGGUAAACUAAGAGCUGACAUCAAGACUGAAAACACUGCAGUAUAUUCUGCCGUCUGGCAACUGGAACCACAACGUUUUAUGUCUAUAGCGGGUUUUAGCAAUUGGCUGUCACUUCUUAAUGAUUUUCGGUUUUUGGAUAGUAAAAUUGAGUUGUACACUUCGAAAGAAAGUUCGGAAAGCAGCAAUAAUAAGAAAUAUAAUUAAAAUGCGGAAAACUAAAGUA
Molecule: messenger RNA, 1193 nt
Organism: Lucilia sericata (common green bottle fly)
Lineage: Eukaryota; Metazoa; Arthropoda; Insecta; Diptera; Calliphoridae
Gene: thoc6
Product: THO complex subunit 6
Exons: 2
Coding region: 128-1174 (348 amino acids)
Biological process (GO): mRNA export from nucleus
Cellular component (GO): transcription export complex; THO complex
Molecular function (GO): protein binding
Source: RefSeq, a predicted model, not a curated record